Funneliformis caledonium is the source of this 258-nucleotide messenger RNA. The record is from the annotation of a GenBank genome assembly. NCBI's taxonomy places the organism in Eukaryota, Fungi, Glomeromycota, Glomeromycetes, Glomerales, Glomeraceae.
AUUAUGGAUGAUGCAUCUCAACGUGAUCAUGCAGCUGCUUCUGCUGAAGAAGAAAAAAAUAAACAAAAUGGUGCUGCAGCUGACACUACACAAAGUAUUGCAGCAUCUGUCGGUGCGUUAGAUGUUGAUCCUAGACAAUAUGCUCUUUCCCAAAUUCGUAUUACUGGAACGAGAUCAAGCGUUUCUUCGGCCGUUUCGGCUUUGCAGCAUUUUCCGCAUAUUGAUACUCUCGAUAUUAUGAUCAUGGAUUCCCCUUAA